AGUUUGUGGCGAUUUGAACACGAAAAUGUACGGAAAGUCAAUCAGCUUUGUAAGCUAAUUUGACAUCGAUUACUUUAUAGUGAGCUCUACAUUUUAAAACUCUUGAAAAAUGGUUUGGACGAAGGAUGAAGUUGAUAAAUACGUGAUUCAAGUGGAACGAAACUGUGCCAGCGCGCACGAGCGCAACUUGAAGGGGUUUGCCUUUGCAAGACUUUACAAGGAAGCAUCAGACAAUGAGAGCGCCAAACGGUACCUGGAAGCUUACAUCAGUGAGAGUGAAGGUGACUUUAGGGGUCACUGCCUUAUGGGACAGUUGUAUGAAAGUAUGGGACAGUUGGAAAAGGCUGUGACCUCGUAUAGAAGGUCCUUGGAAUUAAACAACACCCAAAAGGAAUUAGUAUUAAAAGUGGUCAAGUUGUACUGCAAUGUUCCUGUUCAUCCAGACCGGGCCAGGGCGUGGGCAGACAGAGGAGCUCGUUUGUUUCCUGGUCAUCCAGAUGUGUUUCACCUGAGACUCCAUCUCCUGGAGUCUGCUGAAGUAGUGGAUUAUGAAGCUCUUGAGGAUCUGAUCUCUGAAGAAGCUAGUAAAAGACCGAGAGAGGUUGACCUUCAUGUUAGGCUUGUGAGGUUGUAUGCCAUAAGAGGGCGGCUUGAUGAGGCAUUUUCUCAUUGUGCGGCAGUGUUAAAAACAAAAGCCUUCAAGGACAGUUUAGAAUGGGUUGCAUGCUGUGUAGAGAUAUUUGAGAAAUACCUUGCAGCUCUGGAGAAGCAUACAAACAAAGGUGAGGUCCUAGGCUGUGGUAAUGCCAUCUUAGAUGUGCACUCUUCACUGCUGAUCGCUCUUUGUCAGUUUGUGGAGCUUAGUCUGCGUGAAUGUGAUGACACUCGUGAGGUCAUCAAUGCCCUCUUCAGGCUGGAUCACUCUCUGUUCAUGGCACAUGGCCGUAAAAUCCGCCCGUCACCAAGAAGGUCAACACCUGGUGGACCAACUGAGUGGGAUGUAAUUCUAACUGAGAUGAAAGCUCAGCUGUACAUGCAUUGUGGGACUUUAUUAAUUCGUUUAGCCAAGGAGAAAUUUGUGACGUGGCCAAGAGGCUUGAAGCUGGCAUGCGCCUGUUACUUAGCAAGUACUAGCAUCCCUGAACCAGAAACGAAGACACCAUGGGUGGCAAGAGCUCCUAAAAACAAGGAUCCUCUUAAGUGGUUUGUCAUGGCAUGCUCAAGACUUAGCCAAACUGGACACUUCAUCAUGGCUACAAGAGACAGGCAUGGUGCAGCAUGGAUGAGCACCUGUCACUCCGACUGCUGUUCACGGCAGGGCCAGCAGGACAUUCUUAACACAGUCUACAGGGAUGAGAAACAAUUAGCAAAUUCAUUCCUGGCAUGUGAUAGAGAGUUCCCUUGUACUGAACUGACAAUACCUGAUGCCGACCAGUUGGUCAGCUGGGAUGAAGUGGCAGUCGGUGAAAAUCCUCGCAGCCUGGAGAAUAUCACUUGGGUUGGCCUGCACUGGUAUCAAUAUAACAAGGAGAUGAGACCUGGAGUGGGUGUCAUGGUGAAGGACAUUUUUCAGGAGUUGAGACUUGAUGUUCCAAGCAUAGAGAAACACAUCACUCCUAACAUGCUAUGUUUGAGGGACCUUGAGGCCUUUGUUUAUGCUGUUGUGAGGACAACUGCUGCAAGAGUGCUGGAGGACAAAGACAUCUUCUAUGAGGAUUACGAACCACAAGUUCUUCCUCAACCACUGUGUAACAUUCUCAGUUUGCCUGUUCAGCAGGAAUGGUGGAACUCGGCAUAUAACUUGUACACCGGGAAAUUCAGUUUGAAUGAAUCUGGUAAAAUUCAUCGCGCUGUUCAGCUUGGCAUUGAAAAGAUACGAGCUGUAGACCAGAGGCAUGGACUGCAGGCUCAGUUGCUGAUCUACCUUGCAAAUGCCUUUGGAUCCAAGGCAUUAUAUCUGAAGGGAAGUGGCCCAAAUCCCUGGUAUUAUGAGGAACAUUGGAGGAGUUUGGAGAAAUGGAGCAUGCAUUACUUCCGCCAGGCUCUCAUAAUCUUGGAGAAGUUAGAAAAGGAUGAGAGCAUUCCACACUGCGAGAAGCCCCUCUUUCCUCACAUGUUUGACAGUUUGUUGGAGAAUGAGGUGAAAUUGCAACUUCAGUCUGUCCGUUUGACAAUGGGUGGUGCAUCAAUGAAGGAAGGCAAGCUGUUUGAAGCAAUGGAACUGUUUGAACAGGUCAAAACACCUCCAGGAUUGUACAACCUUGCACAGGUUUACAAGUACCUUGCUCAUGUUGAAGCCUGUGCAGCCACAGAAGAGACUGACACAGAGUCCACCUCGCCAAGCAAAGAAUAUUACCAGAACCUACACAGAGUGCGGGAACUGCUUCAGUCAUACCUGAAGAUGACCAACUCAGCUGAUGUUGGACGAAACGCUGUCAUAGAAGAGCUUGGUGAGAUAGAAGUUCUUAUUAAAACUGGAAUUCCACGCUCGAACUCAGCCUCAGGUAAGCAUCUGGACAUCCGUCAGCUUUCUUACCCAGAAAGCCGAAGCUCAACCAACGUCUCUGAUGUUCAGGAGUCUGAUGACAACUUCUGGGUCGAGCAGCCACAGGACUCGAGCACAAAGGAUCUGAUUGCCAAACUGAGUGAAGUGACACUCAACAAUGGCUAUCUCCAAGAGCAAAUGGCCAUCAGGGACGAAGCUAUGACAAGCAUGUGCGAGCAAAUUCAAGUUUUGCAGAAACAAAUUAGCAUGUUGCAAGCAUCUCAAUACGGGCCUCUUAAUCUGUCUGCCCCUGCAGCAUCUGGCCAUAGUGAAAACGAUCAGAACAAACCCAUGUUCGAAUCCACACCAGUGGCUACAAGACAGAUGUCUUUGUCGUCAAAAGGUGUCAAACCCCUUACAGCUCCUAACAUCAAGGGUCCACUGAAAAUCGAUUCCAGUUUCUUUGCUGGGUUGAGCACCAGCAACAGCCCUGAAAAGCGAGCAGAACAGGUUGAAGAGUUUACAGCAAUGCCAACAUCCCCAACAUCCCCCGGUAGGACGAGACAUGACUCAUCCACUUCAUAUACUGAAGACAUCCAUUUUGAGCCGCUCAUAGCCCUCCCUGAACAAAUUGAGGUACAAACUGGCGAGGAAGAUGAAGAAUUAAUGUUCAGCAGUAGAGCCAAACUGUAUCGCUACGACAAAGAAGUUUCCGCUUGGAAAGAACGCGGGAUUGGCACCAUGAAGAUUUUGUAUAAUUCAGAAAAGGGACGUAGUCGGAUCUUAAUGAGACGUGAAGCUGUCCACAAGAUUUGUGCCAAUCACUUCAUUACAGAUGAUAUGCAGCUAACAGAUAAGAAGGGCACAGCUAAUGCGUGGAUUUGGAAUACCUUUGCCGACUUUUCAGAGGAGGUGUCGAAGCCGGAACAAUUGGCUGUCAAGUUCAAGAGCCAAGAUGAUUUCCUGCUCUUCAAAGAGAAGUUUGAGCAGUGUCAAAAGAUGGCGAAGAGAGGUGCUUCUAAAGAACAAGAAACAACAGCAGUCGGCACAAGGCAGAAGAGUUCUGACCUGAUGGCAAAGUUCGCUCCAAAACUUGGGUCUUGGUCGUGUUCUGUUUGUCUGGUUACCAACGAGGAACGUACGACCGUCUGCGUUGCUUGCGGUGCUGCUAAGCUAUCAGAUGUUACUACAAGUACUUUGGAGGCGCCUAAAACUGAGUUUCAUUUACUGAGUCAAGCAACGACCAGCAGUGCGUCAAAUACUGUCUUUGGUGGAUAUAAAGGAAAUGCGUCAUCAGGAAACCCAUUCACGUUUAGACAGAGUGAUCCGGGAUCUGUCAACAGCUCGCCGUUGAAAUUUGGAAUAAGUGAUUCAGGACCCAGGAACAGCUCACCAUUUACAUUUGGAAGCAACAAUUUAGGACCUGUAAAGAGCUCACCAUUUACAUUUGCAACGAGCGAUACAGGAAUGACGAAAAGUUCCACAUUUACAUUUGUUAAGACUGAUGGAGAAACAGUAAAUAGCUCACCAUUCACAUUUGGAAAGACUGAUGCAGGAACCAUAAGUACUUCUCCAUUUAGAUUUGGUGUUCAUCCAUUAGCACCUGAUGAUACAUCUACUUCAGAGACAGCCGCCGUUACAGCCAGACAAGUGGUUGGUGGCUCUCCCGAGUUGUUUCCAACUUCGAAGCCUCCAACAACUCAACCCUUCGUUUUGGCAGCUUUUGGAGUCCCUGCUAUUGCUGGCAAGACAAACACAACAUCGUUCCCUUUUGGUUCUUUAGGCUCGACUGGAUCAUCACCUUUAUCAGUGAAGAUGCCACAGAAAGCUGUCUCUGAAAACACUGCCACUACUGUUGAGAAAUCUCUAUUCGGUGGUAGUACGCCAGAGCAGGGAAGCGCUGCUUUGUCCUUUGGUUCUUUUAACUCAGGCACUUCUCCGAGUUUUGACCUUGAUUUAUCACCCCAUUCAACAUCCAGAACACAGACCGAUCCUUUGGUGUCUGAGAAGUUUGCGGAUGUUAAUCAGGUGACACCAAAUGUUUCCCAGGAAGCCAGAGUUAUUCAGAAUCAAUCUCAGCCUUCGUUUUCAUUUGGUACACCUACUGACAGGCAAGAAAUGCCCGAAGAGAAAUUGUUUUGGCAGCAACGUACUGGUACCUUUCAGUUUGGUCCAUUAGACGCUUAUGCACCCCUGGGUGGAGCCACAUCUUGGACUGCAGGGGUUAAUCUGUGGUACCAAGCAGCACAACAUUCCUCGAAGUCUGAAACAUCCCAGAUUCAGAGUGCUCUGCAGACAUCCGAGAUGUUCUCCCAGCCACUUACACUUUCAGAUUUUUCUGGCACCGAACUACUUCGACGCCUUGCAGCUGCUAAAGAACAGCAAGAUUAUGCAAAUCAGGAGUUGCAGGUUGGAGGUUAUAACUUCACACCUUACGUUGUGAAUGAACCUGCCGAAGCGGCGUCCCUUCAAAGGGUAACCAAGCCUAUUUCCACUGUAAUUGUAGAAGAGUGUGACGACUUCGACCAUGAGGCAGUUAUUGAACAAUCAGAGGAUUCCACAGACGAGAAUUUAAGUUAUACAUCUACUGAGGGUGAAGAGGAUGACGAGGAAAAUGAAGAUUCCAUUGAGUCUUCCUCGCCAAUGCCGCCCAUACAGUCAUCUCAAACUCAGCCUCCGUUUUCACCAAGUCAAGGGAAGCCACUAUCCACCCCGCUGAAGCCUGUUCCAAUCCAUUCCACGCUUGCUGAGAAUACCGGACCUGCUAACCUUCCUCCUCAUCUCACUGGUAGACGUUUUUUGACACCUAAGAGUGCUCUAAAGGCUACUAAAAGGCAAGACGAAGACUGUCUUAUUGUUUAUCAGGUUCGCGCCUCAAUGGCCAAUCGUGAAAAAGCCUCUCGCCUUUUCCUUCCCUCCAAUUUUUUCAACUAUACAAAGCAAGAAGAAUGUCCUGGAUGUCUUGGUUGCCGUAGAGUAGCAAAAGAAUCGGCAACGUUGAGCGAAAAGGAGGAUGAACAAAGCCCUGUAGUGUCUCCUUCCGAAGAGAAUAUCCGUAAGCCAGAGAAAAGCGAAAGUGGAAAUGCCAGUCAUGUGUUUGGUGAAUCUUCAAUCGUUGGUCAACUUACAUUUUCAUCUGUAAAGCCAAAAGAAAGUGACGCAUUUUCUCUGACGAAGAACAAGGAUGCCGCUAAACCUUUUCAAGGAGCUGGUGCGCAGCUCUUUGCUGAAAUAAGUGAGGACGUCGAAGGCCAAGAUGAAGACAAGUUUCAUUUUGAGCCAGUCAUUCCUCUCCCAGAUGAGAUCAAAGUUGUUACAGGUGAAGAAGGUCUGGAGGUGUUGUUCUCUGAGCGAGCCAAGCUGUACCGUUUUGAUGCUGACUCUGGUCAGUGGAAGGAAAGAGGUGUUGGAGAUGUAAAGCUCUUGCGUCAUCCGAAAUCUGGCCAAGGAAGAGUUCUUAUGAGAAGAGAGCAAAUAAAAAAAUUAUGUGCCAAUCACAACAUUAAUUCUGGAAUGGAGCUUAAACCCAAUGUUGGAUCGGACCGCUCUUGGGUUUGGUACACUCCAGCUGACUAUGCUGAAGGUGAAGCGAGACCUGAGAAGCUAGCCAUCAAAUUGAAGUCGGCAGAAAUUGCAGGGAAGUUUAGGGACGUUUUUGAUGACCUUAAAGAGACCUUCUCUUCUGGAAUGCCCUCCGAAGUGGAACCAACUGAUGACCAACAGGGAGCUGGGUGCGCCCUUUAUAAACAAUUUAUUUCUACAUUUGCUGCUUCUUCUGAUACUUGGACUUGUGAGAUGUGUUACGUCGAAACCAAUACAAAAGACUCGAGAUGUGUAGCAUGCAGCACUGCUAAGCCUGUUGCUGGAUCUCUUGGACCUUCGUCUAAAACAGCAGGAGAACAUACGAAAGUUACGCCGACAAGUGUUCAACCUGUAGAGCCGAACACAUUUCAGGAUUUCAACAAGGACUUGACCUCAGCUGGCUCAAUUUUCCAGUCACCCGGAGUAAAGGGAUUGGCCAGUUCUCAGCUUUUUAACAUUGGACGAGGAGAAUCAAGUGAAGAUAAACUAGAUGAUGAAAUGUACCUGUCUCCGAGUAAGACGUCCUCUCCAAGUAGGCAACGAGUGACUCCACAAACGCACGCAACACCAUUCCUCCAAGAGAAUGUUGUCACCAGUCUUCCUUUUGGCACAAAUACUCCAGCCAAGUUUACAUUCAGUCUACAGGUUUCUCCUGAGUCUCCCUCUCGCAAAGCGAAAUCACCCAUAUCACCUGCGUCACCCUUGUCUCCAGAGAGUCCUGACCAUGCAGAGGAUGAUGGGCCACAUUUUGAGCCAGUGAUACCACUUCCUGAAAAAGUGGAAUCCCGAACAGGAGAAGAGGGCCAAGAAGUGAUGUUUUGUGAACGUUGCAAGUUGUUCAGAUAUGAUAGUGAUGCAUCACAAUGGAAGGAAAGAGGUGUCGGUGACAUCAAGAUACUUCUCAACCCAAGCUCUGGAGGAUACCGGGUCUUAAUGAGACGUGAGCAUGUCUUUAAACUUUGCGCAAAUCACAUGAUUUCUGUGGAUAUGGAGCUUAAACCCUUUCCAAAUUCUGACAGAGCCUGGUUGUGGACGACACUUGCAGAUUUCUCGGACGAAGUAGCUGUGGCAGAGACUUUAGGCGCAAGGUUUAAGACAAGCGAGAUCGCUACUGAAUUUAAGGAUACGUUUGACAAAGCUUUACAAUCUCUUAAAUCUAGAGCGGAGAAUAUCACAUCUUCAGCAAAACCAGAAGUCAAACAAACUGACCAGGAAACUGCCAUGAAACUUGAAGAUGACAUUUCACUCGUGUUCGAAAGAGGAGUUACAGAUGAUCAAAAGGAGAGAGCUAAACGCUUAGAAUUGCCAAGUAAUUUUUUUGGAUUUGAGGACUCGUCUUCUGGAACCGACUCCAGAGAAUCAGACCCAGUUGCAAGUCAACUAAGCCAGCCGACAGGCGAUGUUUCUGAGGAAAUAUCAACGCCAAGUAAGUCAAACUUUCUGUUUGGUUCUCCUAGUGUGGCUUCACUGUCCUUCCAGUCAGUAGCUGCAUCGUCUUUGGGUGGCAGUCCAUUUGGCCAAAAAUCCCAGCAGAAAUCUCCAGGAUUUACUGGUGCUGGUGCUCAGCUCUUUGCUGCUCAGAAUACUGAGGAUGACGAUGGCACAGCAGAGGUAGACCAUGAUGGACCACACUUUGAGCCAAUUAUCCCACUUCCUGACAUGAUCGAUGUCAAAACUGGCGAAGAAGAUGAAGAAGUCAUGUUUUCUCACAGAGCCAAGUUAUAUCGAUUUGUAGCAGACGACAAGCAGUGGAAAGAACGAGGAGUUGGAGACAUAAAGUUAUUGAGAAAUAGACAAUCAGGAAAGAUGAGAGUCUUGAUGCGUCGAGAUCAGGUGCUGAAAAUUUGUGCAAAUCAUCAGAUAACCGUUGACAUGAAACUACAACCCAAUGCAGGUUCAGAUAGAUCCUGGGUGUGGAGCACAUUGGCGGACUUUUCUGAGCAGGAAUGCAAAGCAGAACAGCUUGCGGUCAGGUUUAAAUCAGAAGACAUUGCAAAGCAUUUCAAAGAGAAGUUUGAAGAAUGCCAAGAACUGUUGAAGGACCAGACACCAGUGAAGACAGUUCAAAAAGAGCAAGCGCAAGAAGAAGUCAAAGACGAUCUUGUCACUAAGUUCAAAGCAGCUGAAGGGUCGUGGGAGUGUGACAUCUGCAUGGUGAGAAACGACAGUGAUAAAGUUGAGUGUGCAGCUUGUGGUGGUCUGAAACCAGGAGCACAGCCAAGACAAGACCAAAAGAAAGGUAUGGAGACAUCGUUUUCAUUUGUGGGUUCUACACCAUCUUCUGGUUCAGCGUUUUCAUUUGGAUCGUCUACACUAUCUACUGGUACGGGGUUUUCAUUCAAUCAGACUAGAUCUUCCGGUUCUGGAUUAUCAUUUGGCUCAGCGGAAGCAAGUCAAGGUGAUUCAAAGUCGAGUUCCUUCGUUAGUUCGUUUAGCCAGACAUCAAAUUCAAGCUCGAGAGUUACAGUCCGCUUUGGUUCUUUCACGCAAAAGGGGAAUUUGAGUGAACACACUCCGGAAAACCAAAAUGUUGCUUCUCAGUUAGACAAGCAAACGCCUCAUGAAGAUGACAGUGGAGGUGACGUGGUAGAAGGUAAGGCUGCCACUGAUGAAACACAGGCUGAAGAUGCCAGCAGACAGGAAACGAUAUUACCAGCAGACCCAAUCAAAGUUGAUAGAGAGGAGAAACCUGUAACAGAUGGUCUCCCUCUCAGCAGUGGAGAGGACCAAUUUCAGCGUCAACAAGACAUUUCAAAGGAGACGGCCGCCGAAUCGGAUGAAGGAGGCAAUGGCAAUCCAAGUAAAACAUCAGACGAAACCCAUUUCGAAGAAAAGUCUUCGCCGAACAGCGAGAAGCAGCCAGUACAGGAUAGACCCAGUGAUUGUGGAACAGAGGACGCUGCAUCGAAAGCGGAGAAUACCACUGAAUUGAACGAGCCAGGAUGCCUUAGAUGAGAUGAAGUGAAACAAACAGUAGAUAUUAAUCAAGCGAAAGACGAGGGAACAACACAGAGAACGGAAGUGUAACAAAUGAAGGGAAUUCAUGGUAGUCUGCAGAGUACAACUAAAAGCUUAAGUGUUAUAUCGUUAGAAAAUCGCUACAUCGUGUGAACCAGCAGACUGCUAGAGUUAUGGUUAGUAUGACCUGUGAUAGGAUCACAUCGCGAAGACUGCUGACAUUCAGCGUAGUCUCUUCCUGUUGUGUUUCUCAGAAUUAAGUGAAUAAUAUACCACUGAGACACACCAAAAGGCAGCCUUUAUGCUGGUAGUUGUAGAGACGCUUUGCCAGAAAUGCUUUAUGUCCAAUUAUAUGUUACCUCUCAAGUAUCGGUCGUGAAUGCAUUAAUGAGAAGUUAAUAGAGUUUGCAUGAAUAGGGACUUAGAUCAAAACAAUCGGUUACAUUAGCACUAUUACAAUCAACUGCCUCUCCCCAGCGAUGGGUGUUUGAUUUCUCCUUACUAUUCCACUACAGUUCUCUAGAGCAAGUUAUGAGAAUAAACGACCUUGUCAAUACUAAGGAAGAGUAGAAAGUAGAAUUUAGGAUCUGGCCAAGGUUAUCAAAGGACAGUCUUCUCAAGCAUAUUUUAGUUACGUAUAAAAUAGAAUUUUGAAAGCCUCUGUUUAGUGUGCACUGCUAUUGUUAUAGAAAAUUUAUAGUUAGGUUUGUCAGUAUUUUCAUAGACAAAAAAUCAAUGCUAAAUUAA
Orbicella faveolata is the source of this 9772-nucleotide messenger RNA. Its product is annotated as E3 SUMO-protein ligase RanBP2-like. The record is from RefSeq and is a predicted model, not a curated record. Gene Ontology annotation, biological process: intracellular transport. Gene Ontology annotation, cellular component: cytoplasm; nuclear pore. Gene Ontology annotation, molecular function: GTPase activator activity; protein binding. NCBI's taxonomy places the organism in Eukaryota, Metazoa, Cnidaria, Anthozoa, Scleractinia, Merulinidae.